This is a messenger RNA of Dermochelys coriacea (leatherback sea turtle), 2756 nucleotides long. It is a transcript of the gene SLC25A12, whose product is annotated as solute carrier family 25 member 12. The transcript is spliced from 19 exons. Bases 330 to 2312 code for a protein of 660 amino acids. Gene Ontology annotation, biological process: malate-aspartate shuttle; aspartate transmembrane transport; L-glutamate transmembrane transport. Gene Ontology annotation, molecular function: calcium ion binding; L-aspartate transmembrane transporter activity; L-glutamate transmembrane transporter activity. The record is from RefSeq and is a predicted model, not a curated record. Lineage: Eukaryota; Metazoa; Chordata; Testudines; Dermochelyidae.
CCCCGCGCUCAGCAUGGCGGUCAAGGUGCAAACUACCAAAAGAGCGGAUCCCAAUGAGCUACGGAACAUAUUUUUACAGGAAUUCCAACUUGUCAAAAGACAUGAAAUUUUAUAAAAGAUCUUUGGGUCGUGAUUCUGUCAUCUCAGAUCUGCUUAAGCUUCAUCGGGGAAGUUUGAGUCGCAACACUGAGAUCCCAGUUAUUCUAGUACUCCCUGAAUAUGAUAUUUGUACAUUGCACUAUGACCUAUGAACUGAAUUCUAAAGGAACUCUUGGCAACUGCAAAGCUCACCAUCUCUACUAUGAAUCUGAACCUCAAGAAUUGAACUCAUGUCAUAUGCCACUGUUGAGAAAGAUGGAGAGCAUUACAUGACACCAGGAGAUUUUGUGCAGAGAUACCUAGGACUAUACACAGACCCAAAUUAUAAUCCUAAAACAGUGCAACUAUUGGCGGGAGUAGCAGAUCAAACCAAGGAUGGGUUGAUCUCCUAUCAAGAAUUUUUGGCAUUUGAGUCAGUUUUGUGUACUCCAGAUGCAAUGUUCAUUGUUGCUUUUCAGUUGUUUGACAAGAGUGGCAAUGGAGAAGUGACAUUUGAAAAUGUCAAAGAAAUUUUUGGACACACCAUUAUUCAUCAUCAUAUCCCUUUUAAUUGGGAUUGUGAGUUUAUUCGACUGCAUUUUGGACAUAACAGGAAGAAGAAUCUUACCUACUCGGAGUUUACACAGUUUCUGCAGGAGCUACAGUCAGAACAUGCAAGACAAGCCUUUGCACUGAAAGACAAAAACAAAACUGGUAUGAUUACUGGACUGGACUUUAGUGACAUCAUGGCUACCAUUCGUUCACAUAUGCUAAGUCCGUUUGUGGAAGAAAAUCUAGUUUCAGUUUUUAAGGUAGCAGGUGGAACUAUUUCACAUCAGGUCAGCUUCUCCUAUUUCAAUGCUUUUAAUGCCCUGCUGAAUAACAUGGAACUCGUUAGAAAGAUAUACAGUAUUAUAGCAGCUACAAGGAAAGAUAUUGAGGUCACAAAAGAGGAGUUUUCCCAGGCUGCAAUCAAAUUUGGACAAGUCACACCGCUGGAAAUCGAUAUUCUCUAUCAACUUUCAGACUUAUACAAUGCUACAGGGCGUUUAACUUUGUCAGAUAUUGAGAGAAUAACACCACUGGCUGAAGGUGCCUUGCCUUACAACUUGGCAGAACUCCAGCGGCAGCAAUCUUACGGCGGUAUGGGCAGGCCUAUCUGGCUCCACAUAGCAGAGUCUGCUUACAGGUUCACUUUAGGCUCAGUUGCUGGAGCUGUGGGUGCCACUGCUGUGUACCCCAUAGACCUGGUGAAGACACGAAUGCAGAAUCAGCGCUCUUCUGGUUCAGUUGUGGGAGAAUUGAUGUAUAAAAACAGCUAUGACUGUUUUAAAAAAGUUUUGCGUUAUGAAGGCUUUUUUGGUCUUUACAGAGGCUUGUUACCACAGCUUAUAGGUGUUGCUCCAGAAAAGGCCAUUAAGCUCACAGUUAAUGAUUUUGUCAGAGACAAGUUCACUCAGAGAGAUGGUUCCAUUCCAGUAUUUGCAGAGAUCCUUGCUGGAAGUUGUGCAGGCGGUUCGCAGGUCAUCUUCACUAAUCCACUAGAGAUUGUAAAGAUUCGGUUGCAGGUAGCAGGAGAAAUUGCUACAGGACCCAGAGUCAGUGCCCUUACUGUUCUAAAAGACUUGGGAAUUUUUGGUCUUUAUAAGGGUGCCAAAGCGUGUUUCCUCCGAGACAUUCCCUUUUCUGCAAUCUAUUUUCCUGUUUAUGCUCACAGUAAACUGAUGCUUGCUGAUGAAAAUGGCCAUGUGGGAGGGCUUAAUCUCCUUACAGCUGGUGCCAUUGCAGGUGUGCCUGCUGCUUCCUUGGUAACCCCUGCUGAUGUCAUCAAGACAAGACUGCAAGUGGCAGCUCGCGCUGGUCAGACAACAUACACUGGAGUUAUUGACUGUUUUAGAAAGAUACUUAGAGAAGAAGGCCCUUCGGCUUUUUGGAAGGGAGCUAUAGCUCGAGUGUUCAGAUCUUCACCUCAGUUUGGUGUUACGUUAGUGACCUAUGAACUUCUGCAGCGAUGGUUCUAUGUUGAUUUUGGAGGAAUCAAACCCUCUGGAUCAGAACCGACCCCCAAAUCUCGAAUUUCAGACCUUCCUCCUGUUAAUCCUGACCACAUAGGUGGAUACAGACUUGCUACAGCUACAUUUGCUGGAAUAGAAAACAAGUUUGGGCUUUAUCUUGCAAAAUUUCGAUCUCCCGAUGUUGCUUCAGUUCUACCAAAAGUAGCAGCUGAAUCCUGAGAUGACCUUUCAGCCUAGUAUAAUGAUGCAAUGAAAAAAAAAAAUUCAAGAGAACAGUACUAUAUCUAUCCAGUCAGCUGCAUGUUGCUCUUGCUGAACGGAGAAUUUAAGUCAAAUCACUCCUUUCUAAAUGAUAUACAAUAUGCAUUUAUUUGUUUAUAAAUUAAUCAUUUGCACACAGGAAAUGGAUUGAAGCUUUAGUUCUGCAUAGAUUUUUUUUUUCCCUUAACCAGUGGCAUGAAUCAGUAAGCUUUACUUGGCUUUGCACAGCUUGCACUUAAUGUUACUGUACAUAUUGUACAUCUUUGUACAGAGACAUCAUGGCAUCCAUACACGAUUUCAUUUAUAUAAUGGGUAUGCAGUUCUAAGCAGUUUGAAAUGUACAGAAUGUUUUGAAGGUGUUUUUAUUAAGAAUCAUGUGACAAUAAAAUAUAUUUAAAGUCA